AUGCGCCAGAGGCCCAGCGCCCAUGCCCAGAGAGCUCUAGAACGAGAGAAUCUCGCGUGAAUCCACGUGAAUAUCUUGGUUCGAAUGCGGGCUGGAAACCCCGUAUUUUCCUCUCCCUUUUGCUGUCGGCAAGCAAGAUGCCUGGUGUCACAGUGAAAGACGUCAACCAGCAGGAGUUUGUCCUUGCCCUGGCGGCAUUUCUCAAGAAGUCAGGGAAGCUAAAGGUGCCAGAUUGGGUGGACACAGUGAAGCUGGCCAAGCACAAGGAGCUGGCCCCCUGUGACGAAAACUGGUUCUACACAAGAGCGGCCUCCACGGUGCGUCACCUGUACCUGCGCGGGGGCGUGGGAGUGGGCUCCAUGACCAAGAUCUACGGCGGUCGUCAGAGGAACGGCGUCUGCCCCGCCCACUUCAGCCGGGGAUCCAAGAACGUGGCGCGCAAGGUCCUGCAGGCCCUGGAAGGGCUCAAGAUGGUGGAGAAGGACCCCAACGGCGGUCGCAGGCUGACUCCCCAGGGCCACAGGGACCUGGAUCGGAUCGCUGGCCAGGUUGCAGCUGCGAACAAGAAGCCUUGAAUUGUGUAUUAAAAUAAAAAAUGUUUUGGAGAAAAGGUGA
This is a messenger RNA of Anguilla rostrata (American eel), 615 nucleotides long. It is a transcript of the gene rps19, whose product is annotated as ribosomal protein S19. Gene Ontology annotation, biological process: ribosomal small subunit assembly; translation. The coding region runs from base 138 to 575 and encodes 145 amino acids. Gene Ontology annotation, cellular component: cytosolic small ribosomal subunit; ribosome. The record is from RefSeq and is a predicted model, not a curated record. Gene Ontology annotation, molecular function: RNA binding; structural constituent of ribosome. Lineage: Eukaryota; Metazoa; Chordata; Actinopteri; Anguilliformes; Anguillidae. The transcript has 6 exons.